Molecule: messenger RNA, 5651 nt
Organism: Rattus norvegicus (Norway rat)
Lineage: Eukaryota; Metazoa; Chordata; Mammalia; Rodentia; Muridae
Gene: Mlec
Product: malectin
Cellular component (GO): endoplasmic reticulum membrane; endoplasmic reticulum
Molecular function (GO): protein-folding chaperone binding; enzyme binding; carbohydrate binding
Source: RefSeq, a predicted model, not a curated record
CGGCCUGGCGGCCGGCCGAGGACGAGGGUCGGCAGGGGCUGCCCCCGCAGUGGUGGCCGCCAUGCUGAAGCCCCGGGCAGCCGAGGGAGCCGCUGUGGCGCUUCUCCGGCUGCUGCUGCUGCUGCUGCUGUUGCCGCCGGAGCUCCGGGAUCGGGGGCUCGGCGUGGCCGGCGCCGCUGGGGCCGGACUGCCCGAGAGCGUCAUUUGGGCAGUGAACGCAGGCGGCGAGGCGCAUGUGGACGUGCACGGGAUCCACUUCCGCAAGGACCCUCUGGAAGGCCGGGUGGGCCGAGCCUCAGACUAUGGCAUGAAACUGCCAAUCCUGCGCUCCACCCCAGAGGACCAGAUCCUCUAUCAGACAGAGCGGUACAAUGAAGAGACUUUUGGCUACGAAGUACCUGUCAAGGAGGAGGGGGACUAUGUGCUGGUGUUGAAGUUUGCUGAGGUUUACUUCGCACAGUCUCAGCAGAAGAUGUGCCAAAGCUGCAGCCUCAUCCAGGAUUGGAGAAGAAAGAAGAGGAGGAGGAAGAGGAAGAAUAUGAUGAGGGGUCUAAUCUCAAAAGACAGACCAACAAGAACAGGGUGCAGUCAGGCCCCCGCACACCUAACCCCUACGCCUCGGACAACAGCAGCCUCAUGUUUCCUAUUCUGGUGGCCUUCGGAGUGUUCAUUCCAACCCUCUUCUGCCUCUGCCGCUUGUGAGAACAAAUGACCAUCCUCAGCAGGGUGGAUGGGAGGGGAAAGAAACCAGCCAUGUUGGUUUCUGUAUUCUUCACAGUGUUUUGCAAAAGAGAAACCAAGUCAAACAGCACACACACACGCGCACGCGUGCGCGCGCGCACACACACACACACACACACACACACACACACACACACACACACACACGAAAAGAGAUAAGAGAAGCAGUGUGAGUGGGGUCGACCCACCAACAUUGGCCGCAGAGCUGCUCAGUCCUACUCUGCCUAGCUGGCCCCCAGCGCUCUUUUCCUAUGGGGUACUUAGGUGAGUGGAUCCUUUUUCUCCAAGGAUCCUCACUAUAUAUAUACCUAGUAGAGAGGACUCUGAACUCGGAGCAGUCACAGCUCCUGGUUUUUUAGGUUAGACAUUAACAAACAGCGGGAAAAUGUCACCUAGCCUGGAAAGACCUCAGUGGGAGUUGGGUGUGUUCUGAGUUUAUGUCCAAAUGUGGUUUCAGAAUUCAUGGUAUUCCAAGUAUGUGCGUGGAGGUAAGGACAGGAAAAAGCAAAGGAUUGGAAAAGAGUCAGUGUGUCCUUCCUGGGAAGCCUUCCUAGGUUGAUCUGUGGACGGCUCCGCCUCACGCCCCUUCAUUGUCAUCCCAUCUUGGUGUGGCCAGUUAGAGGGCCAUCUGGUGCCCAGGACGACUAGUGUGUGUCGAUCCUCAGAUCACCUACAGCUCGUUACUCAACAAAUGGUUUUGAUUUCAGUGCCUGUUGAGGAUUUGAUUUCUUCUCGAUUUUUCUCUUACUCUGGUUCAUCUGAAAUUUCUCACUUCUCAACCAUAGAGCUAAGUCAUUGUCAAAACUGGGCAGGAGAUAGGACAUUGGCGUUCUCUCUGCUGGGGUGUCUGACCCUCCACCACCUCACUUGUUGGUACCUCCCUCCCUGAGUUCCUGAGCCAGCAGCUCUCACUGGCCCUCCGUAGGGUCGUGUUGCCAGGGGACAGGGAUGCUUUCCAGCCUGCAGCAACAGAACACUUGACCUUAAAAGUCUCUUCUGGUCUUUGGAUUAGAAAAGGCUUAUGUUAGCAACCUCAGAGACUUGAGCCCUGCUAAGUGACUGACCACUGUUUAGAAUGUCCAGAAUCUAAUGUCCAUCUGUCCCCGUGUCCUCUGUCCUCUUUCAGCUAGUUUAGGCUUAUGCCUAGAGUCACCCCAAAGAACUGAGACUGGCUGCACCAGCCCAGCUGUUUUCCUCAUUGAUCAGAACAGUACGCUCUGCUGCCCUCUCCUCCCCGUCCAGUAGCAGUUAAGUUCCAUCCAAGUACGAUGGGACUGAAAGACUCCUCGUCGGCCGUAGUUCUGGAGGCUCUGAAUGUCUAACUUUAGCAUCAAAGUGUCUGUCUCAAAUUCCCAGUAAACACCUCUGUAGGAGAUGAAGUUUCUGUGUCCCCCAUCUUUCUUUUGGUCACCUUCAUCUGUCUGUCAGUUAGGCACAGUGAGGGACAGCCCAGCUGCCAUGGAAGGGGUUUUCUAGGUCAGAAGCAGCGGGGUUUGCUCAGCUUGAGUUGGAGCGGUGUCAGUCUCAGGCCAGGCCCAUAUUUCUGAAUGUGUUUAAAUUUUAGGUCUGCCUUAUCAGACAUUUGAGCUGUGUGAUGUGGUAGCUCUUGGGCCAUGUCUUGACUUUGCCUUCUAAUGGUGACUCCAGGCCAGCACUCAGUCAUUUGAGAACUGUCGUCUAUUUUCUCUGUGACUCAGGCUAGCCCUAGGGUACUGAAUUGGCAGUGCACGGCUGUGGCCUGAAGUUGCUGUCAGGAGCACUUCCUGGAGGGCUUGCAAAGGUCCUGCUUCUACAGGAUGAGGUACUACCGGUCUUGGGGACGACCUGCCUUGGGCAGCAGAUGUCCUGACUAAUGGGGCAGCUGCCAGUGGCUGUGGGUCCUGGUCCAUCACUAUUUACAAACCUAUGGGCCACUGUCAGCACAUUAAAGGAGAAGAGGGAGAACAGCUGCCUCUCGUUGCCUUGUUUGCCUGGGUCUCUGGGGAGGGAGGGGUCCUGCUUUCUCACCCCAACCCAUCCCUUUGGUGACUCAGAGUCGCAGAAGGAAACCCUGACUCCUGGGGCCAUUUCCUAAUGGUACUGUAAGCCAAGCAGCUCAGUUUCUGCCUCUGUUUCCAAGCCCACCCCUUCCCAGAGGGAUAGGGACAGGGUCUACUGGCUUUCCUCCAGUUGUGUCUAAACGGAAGGAACAUCUUUCUGUAGCUGACAAAACUAAAAGGGAAGCCACGAAACAGAAGGAAAGGAGUGUGGCAGGGGCUGGGGUAGAUUCCCCUAAGCCAAGCCCGCCCAGCUACUAAGAGCUGCUUCUCCUUGAACUUGAAAGCUUUUCCCUUCCUCCAAGAUGAUGUAGGUACGGGAGGUUUGGGUUAAAGGGGUUGGGUGGGGCAGGCUUUAUUUUUAUUUUCGUAUUGUGUGUGUCAAGAAUGACUCCAUUGUUCAUGUUGCUUUUUGCACUGUUUGUUCCCCUCUGUGUUUUGAGCUAGAACAAGGAGUUUGCCUGGGAUUGGGAGCUGUGAGUGGUGCCAGUCGGGGAGUGGGCUGGAGAGGCUCAGGGGUUCUGUUUUGAGCUAUCCUCUGGCCCGGGAUGUAGAGAGAAGGACAAGAUAGCAGAGGGUGGCUCUGUGAAUGUUUUGGGAGGAGCAAUUGAGGACAGCUGGGUUGAGUCUGCAGGUUCAGUGUGGAUGAGGUCAGUCAGGGGCCAGCUGGCCUCUGCCUGCUUGCUUUAGGUCUUAUUCAAACUAUCUUAAGUAUUGUGCCAAGAAAUGGUUUGUGGGACUCAUGUCCCCUAAACCAUUAAAUCUGUUGUUUGGAAAGUCUGCAGUCCUGAGGAGGAGCUGCUCACUAGACACCCACAGAUCUGGCAGUUUAGAAGGCAGCCCUCAAGGGCCCAUCGUGUGAGAGGCACUGCCUGUUGACUAAGUAUGUGACCUUUUUUUCCUGCUCCUGCUGAGUAGGAGAUCCCAGGGUCACGUGAACCUCAGUGAGAUGGGUAGGGUUGAGCUGUGUUUGACUCCUGCGUUGUGUGGCUGGGAGCAGUUUUAGAAUUGUGGUUUGACUUUUUAAUUUUGAGAAGCUUCUGUUUUAAGGAAUUUCUCCUUCUUGUCUCAUUCCCGCCUCUGCUGGGAAAGCCUGGCCUGGUCUAGAGUCUUAGCUAAGGAUCUGAGAAAACAGCCGCAGUAUUUCCUUCUCUUAGCACUCAGAGCCCUCUUCUUAGAAACUGGCUCACCUUUCGGAGUCCAGGGAGGAGUCAGUAGGGAGUCAGUGGGUUCUCUCUCCUCCCUGGGAACUGGUCAGCCCCGGUCAGCACAGUGCCUUUUCCUCUCCUGCUCUGAGUCAGGUGGGCAUCCCCUCUAGAUUCAGGUCUGGGCAGGGGUCUGAUAGUCCCUGCUGUGGGCUGUUUCCCUUUCUCUCCCCCUCCUUGCUGGCCUACUCCGACAUAAUUCAAGUGUCUUCUUGCCUUGGGGAACCUUAAUGGAGUUGUGGCCACCACAUGUGACACUUCUCUGUGACUCUAUAAAGACCUAGGAGAGCAUGUGAGCAUUUUCAAAUGAGAGACCUAACAGAUGCUUCUGCUGUUAAAAGACAGCUAGGGAGGUGACUUUGGGUCUCCUGCUGUGGCCUCUGAAGAAGGUGAUUCUCAGGUGAGACUGAAGAUACACAGACAGACUGCAGACACCCAGGAUCUGCUCAGAGAUGGCAGAAGAGUUCAGCCUCUCCUCUAGGGAAGAUGUAAUUAGGGAUCAAAGAGUGCUAAGAAAAUUGCAAAGAAGCCUUACUGCUCACGCAGAGAGCUCAGGGCAGCUUUAUCCUCCAGGUGGAACUAAAACUGUUAGAUUCUCCAACACAGGAGAGGAGCAAGGGCUAGGUUUCCUGAUGAUGGUAGCUGACUAGCGUAGUGCUGUGGUCAGUUGCCAGGGAGGGCCAGUUCCUUUGUAUGUGUAUGGCUUGCUGGCCGGCCGAUGUGUCUUUCCUGGGCUGCUUUUGCCUCCUUUGCUCUCCGUGGCCAGAUCAUCGUGGUAAGAGCAGACUUGGGGACUGGUUGGCUUGGCAGGAAAAGAACAGAGCGCAUCUCUUGGGAUGGGCUUCUCUCAGGAGUGUAAAACCAAGGGGCCGGGAACAGUAGUGCCUGUGGAAGCUGGCAGAGAAGCCUUGGCGCUCACAUCCAGCAGUCUUGUGUGACGGGAGCACGCAGCAUCGGGAAGAGCAGAACUCCAUCCUCACCUCUAUUUUGAGCUUCGUGCUUUAUUUCAGUCUGAGGGAAACAACAACAAACUGGAGUGCGUUUCCCGUCCUUUCAAAGGACAACUGUCAGGAAGCCUCAACGGUGCCAGGUGGGAGGGGAGACUUGGCAAGGAGAGAUGUCAUGGCAAAACUAGGAAAAGAGACAUUCUUAGCUCUUCUCUUUCCUGGUGUGCCAUGAUCCAGGGAAUGAAAAGAAAUUUGACCCUGGAUUAGUUCCUUCAUUGGAGUUACGGAACGUUACCUUUUCUCAAAGUUCCCCCAGGAUUGGAUGGCUGUCCAUUCUCAGCUCAGGGUAGCCUCUUCAACCACUGUUGGCCCAGCCUGGCUUGUCCCUCAGUAUGAACUUGGCUGCUUUGUGUGGAAUCCAGUUCUGGAGAGCAGGCGUCAAGUCCUUAGCCUUUGUAGCGCUUUAUUCUUUCCAUCUCUCCCUGCGAGGCCAGCCUGACUCGGCCACGCCAUGCAUCUACAGCAGCGUGGCAAGGUGUAGUGAGGGACCUUGAACCUGGCUGGCCAGGAAAGCAGCAGGGGUAGGUAGAGCUGUCGCUCCUUCUGGGCUGUCUCCAUCCGUCUCUAUCCCUUCCAUGCCCCACCCACUCCCACCAAAAAGUAAGAAGUCAGGAUGUUUUCACUGUCCAUUGCUUUGUGUUUUAAUAAACAAUUUGCAGUGA